UCUGAAGAGGCUCACCAGCCUCUUUCCUGUCUCCUGUCCCGCCAGAAUGGGUGCUGGGAGGGCCCUCUGGGUGGUGCCUCUCCUAGUGAGCACCAUGAGGCCGGCUUCCUUCAUGUCUGAAGGCAGAGACUCCCCAGAGGAUUUUGUGAUUCAGGCGAAGGCGGACUGUUACUUCACCAACGGGACAGACAAAGUGCGCUUCGUGGUCAGGUUCAUCUUCAACCUGGAGGAGUAUUUACAUUUCGACAGUGACCUGGGGAUGUUUGUGGCACUGACGGAGCUGGGGGAGCCUGAUGCUGAGCAGUGGAACAAACGCUGGGACCUCGUGGAGCAGAGCAGAGCGUCUGUGAACAUGGUCUGCAGGCAGAACUACAAGCUGGGGGCCCCCUUCACUGUGGGGAGGAAUGUGCCCCCGGAGGUGACAGUGAGCCCAGAGAGGACCCCGCUGCUGCAGCAACACAACCUGCUGCUCUGCUCUGUGACAGGCUUCUAUCCCGGGGACAUAAACGUUAGGUGGUUUCGGAACGGACAGGAGCAGAGGUCUGGGGUCAUGUCCACUGGCCUUGUUAGGAAUGGAGACUGGACCUUCCAGAUGACAGUGACGCUGGAAAUGACCCCGGAGCUUGGGGACGUCUACAGCUGCCUCGUGGAGCAUCCCAGCCUCCAGAGCCCUGUUUCUGUGGAGUGGGUGGCUCAGUCUGAAUAUUCGUGGAAAAAGAUACUGAGUGGAGGCGCAGCGUUCCUGACUGGGCUAAUCGUCUUCCUGGUGGGGGUUGUUAUCCACGUCAAGGCUCACAAAGGUAGCAUACCCGUGAGAACCUUUCUGCGUGCCCUGUACUUCCGUUACUGUACAGAUCCGAGUGUUACCAUAACCAUUGAUGCUAAUCGCCCAGGUCUGUUAACUUAUCGCUGA
Molecule: messenger RNA, 913 nt
Organism: Microtus oregoni (creeping vole)
Lineage: Eukaryota; Metazoa; Chordata; Mammalia; Rodentia; Cricetidae
Product: HLA class II histocompatibility antigen, DO beta chain
Exons: 5
Coding region: 47-913 (288 amino acids)
Biological process (GO): antigen processing and presentation of exogenous peptide antigen via MHC class II; positive regulation of T cell activation; immune response
Cellular component (GO): membrane; MHC class II protein complex
Molecular function (GO): MHC class II protein complex binding
Source: RefSeq, a predicted model, not a curated record